AUGGGAUCAACCCGGGAUUGGAUCAAGAGAUCGUUUGUUCCCCGACAGGCAACGGCUUUUUCCAUUCAAAGUACCGUUGUCCAACCUUCUUCAACUCUUUUAUCACCCAUUUCUAGAGAGGUCUCGGGCAUUUCCGAAAAGGAGAAGGACGAAUUUUCUGAGUAUGAGAUCGAUCAAUUCCAGAUUAAGGAAGAAGACGACCUUUUGAAUCAUUCGUACAUCGAUGUGAUGUUAAAGAUUUUUGUUCGGUGGGCAGGUUCUAUUACCGUUUUCUGUAUUGCAUCGUUAAUAUUGAUUUUGUGGAUUGUUAUUGGUAUCGUGUAUAAAGCACCGGAGACAUGGCAGAUUAUUAUGCAGGAUGGACAGUCAAUUCAAUGCUAUAUAUGGGACACGCUUUUAAUGAGACAACAGCUUGAUGACAGUGAUAGGUUCUUAGCAUUUUAUGGUCGUCUUAAGUCAAGAUUUUCCAUGCACAAGCAGCUGCUCACUGAAUUCCAUAGGAGUCAGAAGAAAGUCCACAUACGUUCAACCGAAACUCCUACCGUUGAUUUAGCUGAAGAAAACUGGUUUGACCGUCAGGCUACCCUCUUCAGUAAAAUACUUGGUUCCGCACCAGCCAUCAUCCUCUAUUGGAUUGGUGUUUUCGUUUGGGUUGGAUGCGGUGCUCUCAAGCUCAAAACAGACAGCGAUCCUCCAUAUACUGGCCGUUAUUCCGGCUCGAAUCCAGAAUAUGUUUCCUGGAGUGACGUUUGGCAGAUGUACAUUAACACUGCAGUUGCAGUUGUCUUGCUUAUCAGCUCUGUUGUCUUACAAAAUGUGCGUGCACGUAACAACAAAUUCGUUCGUAAUGAGCUUAAUAAGGUGAGUUUGCUAGAUUCAAAGAUUGAGGGUACCAGCAGAUACCUUACAGGAAAUAUGGAGCCAAACAAGGAAGUCGAAGUUUUGCCUUGUAAGCGUAAAGGCUUUGAAAAGGUCAUCUCGUUUUAUGCUGCCAUCAUUGGUUCCGGUAUCGGUCUAGCAAUUUCUGUUCUGGUGUUCAUUGUCUGGCUUGCAAUUGGUCAUUUGAUGCAAUGGGACAGCAAUUGGUGGUUGAUUAUUGGUACCUAUACUGGAUUAGUCGGUUACAUUGACGGUUUCACUCUUAGAGAAACCUUCCGCGCAAUCACUGCAUAUGAUGAAGCCAAGUUUGACGAGUUAUUGGAUGACUCUCAGGAAUUAUUGACCAUUUUGGGUAUUGAUUACCAGCUUCAAAGACCUUCAACCAAGUUUAACAUUCAGCAACGGAUUUCUGUUUAUGUCAGUAAUGCGUGCUCCAGUAAAUAUUCUGUUAUGGCAUCAGUCUUUACUGUUGUGGCCUUAUUGGUUAUUGCAUCUGGACUUAAAUGGAGUGUUACUGGACAGUUGAUCUGCAACUCUCCAACUAUGAUUAUUGAGGGAUUUUGCUUGUUGAUUUUGAUUCAGGCUCAUGUGUGGGCUGAUUACCAAAGAAGGUUUACAGUCAGACAGCUUGCUAUUAGCAGGACUCUUAUCGCCAGAUUUCUAGAUUUAGAAGUUUCGGCAAGGCGUUAG
Molecule: messenger RNA, 1569 nt
Organism: Brettanomyces bruxellensis
Lineage: Eukaryota; Fungi; Ascomycota; Pichiomycetes; Pichiales; Pichiaceae
Exons: 1
Coding region: 1-1569 (522 amino acids)
Biological process (GO): transmembrane transport
Source: RefSeq, a predicted model, not a curated record